Molecule: messenger RNA, 5923 nt
Organism: Stegodyphus dumicola
Lineage: Eukaryota; Metazoa; Arthropoda; Arachnida; Araneae; Eresidae
Gene: aPKC
Product: protein kinase C iota type
Biological process (GO): establishment or maintenance of cell polarity; protein phosphorylation
Molecular function (GO): protein serine/threonine kinase activity; ATP binding; protein binding
Source: RefSeq, a predicted model, not a curated record
AUCAGUUGGCAACACAGAGCGGGCGUGGUGCGGACGUGCAACUGAAAAGUAUAUUUGCCGAAAACCUACUGCUUAUUGAGUUCUGUCGGUUAUCUUGGUUCGACUUUUUCUUAUCCCUGUUAGGACUUGCAAGCAAAGAUUCUGUGUAUGGUGCCGUACUCUGAUGGCCAAAUUUAUUAUUCAUUGGAAACUGCUGUGUACAUUACUCAAACUAUCAUCAGUUCGUGUCUUAUAAGUGUAUCCGAAGUUUGGUGGUUUGGUUUUUAUGUUUCUUACAAAAUAAGUUUAUUGUAAAACCUGAAUAAAUUAGCAUCCCAGUAAGUUAUUUCUGGAAAAAUUGAUUCUUUUUUUAAAUUUUGCUCUGAGUAUUUGAAGAUUAGCCGAAAAUGUCUGAUUAUUUCAACGAAAUAAGAAUUAGAACAGUUUAUAACGGUGAAAUUAUGAUUACCUACAUUGAGCCAACUGUCACCUUUUCUGAUUUCUGUAAAGAAAUGAGACAAAUAUGCAAGUUUACUAAUGAGCAAGAAUUUACAAUUAAAUGGCUUGAUGAAGAAGGUGAUCCGUGCACAAUUUCUUGUCAGGCUGAACUGGAUGAAGCUAUCAGGCUUUCUGAGCUCAAUAAAGAUAUAGAAUUAACUGUUCAUAUAUUUCCUAGUGUACCUCCUAUUGCCGGAAUGCCUUGUGUUGGCGAAGAUCGUAGCAUUUAUCGUAGAGGAGCUAGACGGUGGCGCAAAUUGUACAGAGUUAAUGGUCAUAUUUUCCAAGCCAAAAGGUUCAAUAGAAGAGCAUUUUGUGCUUUUUGUGCGGAUAGAAUUUGGGGGUUAGGAAGGCAGGGAUUCAAGUGUGUAAACUGCAAAUUAAUGAUACAUAAGAAGUGUCAUAAACUUAUAACAGUAAGUUGCUUGGCAAUUGGAGAAUCUAUGCCUGAAAAUUUUCCAGACGGUAUUUCAGUUCCUUCCAAUGCUAAUGUAAUAUUGGAUAAUUCAGGAAAAAUUAAUGGUGAGAUUUCUGAAAAAGUUCAGUUAUCUAAAGGCUCGGGUACACCUGCAGCAAGUAAGAGGCAAGCAUUAAAGAAAUAUAGAGAAAAACUAGCUGAGAGUGUAUGUGAACAAGUAUCUGUCCAAGAUGUUGAUCAGGUUUCAAAAGAUUUGAAAGAACCUACAGAUUCUCGCCAAUACACUCUGGAUGAUUUUGAGUUGUUGAGAGUUAUUGGCAGAGGAUCAUAUGCUAAAGUAUUAAUGGUUGAACUUAAAACUACAAAACGGAUUUAUGCUAUGAAAGUCAUUAAGAAGGAGCUGGUUCGUGAUGAAGAGGAUAUUGACUGGGUACAAACUGAAAAACAUGUAUAUGAAACUGCAUCAAAUUAUCCUUUUCUUGUUGGCUUGCAUUCGUGUUUUCAAACACCAAGUAGACUGUUCUUUGUUAUUGAAUUUGUACGUGGGGGAGAUUUGAUGUUUUUGAUGCAACGACAACGUAAAUUACACGAAGAGCAUGCAAGAUUUUAUGCAGCUGAAAUAUCCUUGGCAUUGAACUUCCUUCAUGAGCGAGGCAUUAUAUAUCGGGAUUUAAAAUUGGAUAAUGUUCUGCUUGACCACGAAGGGCAUAUUAAAUUGACAGACUAUGGUAUGUGUAAAGAAGGCAUCCGCCCUGGUGAUACAACCAGUACUUUUUGUGGAACACCCAAUUAUAUAGCCCCUGAAAUACUUCGUGGAGAAGAUUAUGCUUUUGGUGUAGAUUUUUGGGCUCUAGGUGUUUUGUUAUAUGAGAUGCUUGCUGGUCGUUCUCCAUUUGAUAUUGUAGGUGCUGCUGAAAAUCCAGAUCAAAAUACGGAAGAUUUUCUGUUUCAGGUUAUUCUUGAUAAAACAAUACGUAUUCCACGUUCUAUUUCUGUGAAAGCACAGUCGGUUUUAAAAGGCUUUCUUAACAAGAAUCCUGUUGAACGCCUUGGAUGUCAGUCUGGAUUUUCGGAUAUAACAUCUCAUCCUUUUUUUAAAAGUAUUGACUGGCAGUUACUUGAGAGUAAGCAGGUACCUCCACCAUAUAAACCCAAACUGGAAACAGAUAGGGAUCUUGAUCAUUUUGAUCCUCAGUUUACCAGUGAGCCUGUUGUACUGACUCCUGAUGAUAUGAAGGAAAUAGAAAAGAUAGACCAGUCUGAAUUUGAAGGUUUUGAGUAUGUCAAUCCUUUACUAAUGUCAAUGGAAGAUUGUGUCUAACUGCAUUUCAUGAAAGAUGCAAAAAUUUUGCAAGUAUUUGUUGAGCUAUUUGAAAAGGGAAACAUGCAAUAUUUUUAUAUUUUCCCAAAUCAUAUUUCCUGUAUAUUUUAUAAUACUCUCUGGAAAUAUAUUAUGAAUCACUUGUAUAUCUUGAUAUGUUCAGUGAUUACUUGUUUUGGAUAAUAGCAUCAAGUGAAAUUUUCAUUGUUGUAUGGAAGAGGAAUUAUUUAUCAUAAUUGGAAAUAGGUAUGCGUUCUUUAAAUAACUUGAGAGAAAAAAAAGCUGAAUGGCUUUUCACAAAUUUUUAUUUUGUGUUGGUAUGGAGUGAUAUAUUGUUAUAUAUAGUCAUUGUAAAAUUGCAGCAUGAUAUAGUUUGUGAUUCUGUAGAAUGAUAAAGUGCAUCUUUAUGUGUCAUUAUUAAGGAAAUGAAAAUUCUUUUGGAAGCAAAUGUUUUCUUCUGAUUGUGGAAAUUAAUAGUUUGCAAGUUAAUUCAUAUAAGCAUAUAGUUAUAGUCAAAUCGGCUAAAAUACAUAAGAUUAAUUAGUUUAAUAUUUCCGAGUUGAAGUUGCUUCGGAAUAUAUUCUGUGUUAAAUCAGUUUCAUAUAAAAAAAGUGGAGCUGGUUUUUAUUCUGUGUUAGGUAUCUCUCCAACUAAUACCAGACUUAUGCUACACAGGUUUCUUUUGCUUUGAAUUAAAUAUAAGUUUUUGUUACCUUGAAGUAAGCAUAUUCUAAUUUUUAAUAGUCAAGAUUCUUCUAUUAAAUUUGAUAAGUAUGUAAUGUUGGACAAAUUAUUGUUUUAAGCAUAUAUUUCUUUGAAAUAAUAUGUGCAUUUUUUUUUACAUUAUUUUUGUUUGAUGUACAUUUACAAUAUGAAUUUUGCAGAAGUUUUUUUUUUUUUUCCCGUAAAUUAAUAGCUGUUUCGCUGAAACAGAGCAGCUACUGUGCGAUAUGCAGCUAAAAUUUUAAAAUUCCAAGAUUGUGUUUAAUUUAUUGUAAAUUAUUUUUAAGUGAAUAUUAAGUAGAUUAAAAAUGUCAAUAAUAAAUUAACAAAGUGAAAAAACUUUAACUGUUAUCAGUAGUUUUCAAAAAUUUUUAAGCAGAACACAACAUAAAAAAUUAUAUGAACAGUGCUUUAUUAUGCAGUAUUUGACUGCAUGGUUGCAAGUGUAUGCAGUUUUAUAAAUUAGUAGAAAAUAUAGUCAUAAAUGUAUUUGUGAGGUGAGCAAUUUUUUUCUUUGAUUGAACUAGUCCUUUCUGUAUCAGCUGCUGAAAAUAAUUGAAAUAAUUACUAAAAGAUUAAAAUUACUGAUGAUAAUUUAAAUACUGAAGAUAUACUUCUAAUAUUAUGCGACUUAAAAUUAAGCUUUCAGAAGUGCUAUAUAUGUAAGAAAAUUUCUUCAUGUGCUAUAUUUAGUGCUGAAUUAAGAGUUAGUUAUUGUUGUUUGUCGGAAAUAAGUACAUCAUUAAAAGUUUUAGAUUUUUAAAUAAAUGUUAGUCUAAAUAUUUAAUCAUUAUCUUGUUAAUGAUUGUGUUUUUUUUUUUUUUUUUUUUUUUUUUUUUUUUUUGUGAUAAGAAAUUCAAACUUAUAUAACUGUUAUUUAAACUAGGAAGCACUUUGCCAUAAUGUUGUACCUUAUUCUGAGCAGUAUAUAUUUUUGUUUGAUAAAAAAGAGCUUAUGUUGGUGAUGAAUAUUUUUUAUCAUGAAAUAAUUUGAUUUAGGUUAAGUAUUUAAGGAUUUUUAAAAUAUAAUUAAAUGUUUAGUUAUCUAUUAAUAUUGAAAAAAUUGCAUUAAAACUCGUAUCUCUUAUAUCAUUAUUAGUAUUUCACAAUAUGAUUUUUUUUUUUUCUGAAAUUACUUCAGUGAAAAAAUUCUCACAAGUAGAAUUUUGCAUAAGCAAAUUGCAUGUAUAAUUUUAUCAAUUCAGUGUGCAGGUAUAAUUCUUAAAAAAUAAAUUUUAUACUGUUUUCAUGAAUGAAUUUUUUUAUAUCAGUAUAAGACAUUCUCAUUUAUCAAAACAGUAAAUUAUUGUACAGUUAUAUGUACAGUUUAUCAGAAAUAUGAACAUAGAUUAGAAGGAAAUAUGAUUAUUAAAUCAUAUGAAGGAAUAUGACCAUAGAUCAUAUGUUACAUAUGACUGUACGCAGAAAUUUUAUACUUAUGAAAUCUUAUGAAAAGGAUUAGAUGUAUAGAACAGUAUCUAUUAAAUACGUGUUAUUGUUCCGUAACUGUAUUUAAGUAAUUAUUUGUAAAGAUCUAAAAGUAUAUGUAUUAUAUUAAUAGAUAGCUAAUCAUUAUAUAUAUAUAUAUAUAUAUAUAUAAUUUUGUCUACUAUUUCAUUAUAAAAGAAGUGUAAGCAACCAGAUGAUAAAAAAGGAUUUGUUUGCGUGUUACAUUGGAAAUUUCUUGCCCUUAUAAGUCAGAGUUAGCUAAAGCACCUUUUGCAAUUUCCAAUUAUGUAUGACCCAGUGCCUUUAAAAAAUAUUAAUCUGCUGGAGAAUGCAGAUUUUCAUGAUUUAUAACUGAUGUUUAUAAUGAACUUUUAAGACAGCAUCCUUUUUGUAAAAUAACUAUGUAGAGUUGAUUAUUGGAAAAUUGUUGAGAUAUAAUUUUUAAGAUUGUGAGAGAGAAACUUCUCAGGACUGGCACUAGAGCUGUGCAACUUAUGCAGCAGAAUUUUUACAAUUUAUCUAGGCCGGUCCUUAACUUUUCUCAGUACUUAAAUAAGGAAAAAUAAUAUUGAAUUAAAAUCUUUCUUUAUAAACUUGAACAACAGCCUUUUUCAUAUAUUUUUGUUAUUAGCAGAUCAGUAUCAAUUUUUACCAAGUGAGAAAGCUUAACAUUAAUCAGGCAUGUCUGUUGCCAGAUUUUUUUAAAUUUCUAGUGGUUAAAGAUGUUUUGUAUUAUCUAUGUAUUUUGAUCAGUUAAGUUAUAUCAUAAAUGUACAAUAAUGUUUAUACUUUUUUUCCUGUUGUUUGUUUAGUUCAGGAACUAUUUAAUUUGAUGUAUAGUAUUGGAAUGUGGACCAUUUAAAACUAGGCUUCGUCGUAAUGUUAUAAUAAUGAAUUUGUUUUGAAAUCUAUAUUCCUUUUAUUGUUAAACCUUAUGUAUUAGCUUGUAAUUUAUUAAAACAAUUUACAUUUCAUUAGACUCUUCAUGCGUAUGUCAACAUGCAUAACUGCAUAAACGGGAUCGAUUGAUACCAGGAUUCAUCAUGGUUUACUACGUAAUACAGUAUUAAAACUUAAUGUAUAACAAUAGCUAUACAAAAUCAUAAGUGUCUUAACAAAUUGGUACAACAAUUAUAAAUUGUAAUUUGUUAUUGAUUUCAUUGAAAUUACUAGCUUUAGUUAAAAUUGAAAACAGUCCUUUGUUAUGAAUAUUGAUAAUUGCCAUUAUAUAUGUGAACAUUUAUGUUAAUGUUGCUGAUCUCUACAGUGUUCAUUAAAUGCAUGCAUUUUCACAUUAUUUUAUGAACUUUUCUCCCAUUUUUUUCAUGGAAUUUAAUUUGAAUGUUUAAAAUUUUUGUGAACUUUUUAAACUUCUAGUGAACUUAAAAGUUGCUUAGUUUUCAUGAAAAACAUCAUAAAAAGUCUCUCUAAAUCAGCUUUUUAUUAUUAUUAUUCUAAAUUUCAUGAUUUAUGGAAUCGAUAAAUAUUAAAUGUAGUCAAAUUUUCUGAUCAGCUGUUUUAUGCUUUUUGAAUGC